AUGUGCAGCGAUGGCAUCGUAAGCCCCCGCAUUGCCGUGUUAGAAAGCAGGCUACGCGCACGGCUCGAACGCAGCCUACUGUAUUACGCUGCAAGCUCCAAUCCGCGACGACUCACCCCCGCCGAUGUCUCUUCUCACAACGCGACUCAUUGCUGGGACCUUCACACGGAUGAUGGCAGCCGGCGCGCAGAAAUCGGGCUCGAGCUGGGCUUGAGUUGCGCUUGGAGUCGGGGCUUUGAAUCGCGGUGGAUGGUGUGGAGUGCUAGGGGCGCGGGUGGAGCCGCAAUCGCCAACGACUUGAGAUAUACCGAGGCUGCUGAGAAUGCUGAGGAUUAUGCUUAUGGCCCGUACAAUACGCCCAAAGGCACAACGCCGGUCUCAGUGCCAUUCACAGCUCCACAUUCACCUCCGACUUCGAUUCCCCCAGCUUUCGGGCCAGUACCAGGCACUAUCGCAUCUUCAGUGCUCUCACUACACAAGCGCGACUCUUUAUACCACAGGCGACAAGCCGACAAGUCUCUUACUCAAAACCAACAACAAGACAGCUCCUUAGUCUCUUCCUUCGCUUUUAUGAAAUUGGAGCCCGUGUUGACGCAGAUCGGGCCUUCAGUAGCUAGGUUUGCCUGUGUGUACGGCCGUACAUUCACCAGUCAGGAAGCCCUCGAAAAGCAUGAAGUGGAGAAGAGACGACUUGCGUGGCCGGAAGGAGAAAGGAGAGAGAAGAUAUUUAAGACGCCUCGACCGCAGUAUCAAGAGGAUGAGAACUUGCGAGAUAUCUGCGCGGCCCUCGCACGGCAGAAUUAUGGUGGAGAAUAG
This is a messenger RNA of Pyrenophora tritici-repentis Pt-1C-BFP, 816 nucleotides long. Lineage: Eukaryota; Fungi; Ascomycota; Dothideomycetes; Pleosporales; Pleosporaceae. The record is from RefSeq and is a predicted model, not a curated record.